Messenger RNA from Odocoileus virginianus texanus, 1104 nucleotides. NCBI's taxonomy places the organism in Eukaryota, Metazoa, Chordata, Mammalia, Artiodactyla, Cervidae. The record is from RefSeq and is a predicted model, not a curated record.
GUCUCUCUUUCCUCUCUCCCUCUAGAUCAAAAUGACUGAAAAGGCCCCAGAACCACACGUGGAGGAGGAUGAUGAUGAGCUGGAUGGCAAGCUCAACUACAAGCCGCCCCCACAGAAGUCCCUGAAGGAGCUGCAGGAGAUGGACAAAGAUGACGAAAGUCUAACCAAGUACAAGAAAACGCUCCUGGGGGACGGUCCUGUGGUCGCAGACCCAACAGCCCCCAACGUCACGGUCACCCGCCUGACCCUCGUUUGUGAAAGUGCCCCAGGACCAAUCACCAUGGACCUCACUGGGGAUCUGGAAGCCCUUAAAAAAGAAAACUUUGUCCUAAAGGAAGGUGUUGAAUAUAGAGUAAAAAUUAACUUCAAAGUGAACAAGGAUAUUGUGUCAGGACUGAAGUAUGUUCAACACACCUAUCGGACGGGGGUAAAAGUGGAUAAAGCAACGUUCAUGGUGGGCAGCUAUGGGCCUCGGCCAGAGGAAUAUGAGUUUCUGACUCCAGUUGAGGAGGCCCCCAAGGGCAUGCUGGCCCGAGGCACUUAUCACAACAAGUCCUUCUUCACCGACGAUGACAAGCAUGACCACCUCACCUGGGAGUGGAACCUGUCCAUUAAGAAGGACUGGACAGAAUGAGCGCCUCUGCCUUUCACUCUGCCUGUCUUUGCCACCCAGAAGAGCCCUUGGUCCCUCCUCCCUGGUCACAGUUGGGCCCCUUCCCCAGCACCCUCCACUAUCUCUUAGCACUGCACCCUCUCCCACACGGUGUCUCCCAGUGAUACCCGAACAAGAUGCUUAAAAUCCAGGCCUUCAUCCUGCCCUCCUAAUCAUGGCCAAGAUCUCCCAAGUUCUCUGUCCCAUAGACGGUCAUUUAAUAUUCCCUCUUUUAUUCCCAUUUGAGCAACUGGAGAUCAGAAGAUGGGCAAACUAGCACAGCACUUCUGCCUCAGGUCCUUGUCUCUCCCUCCCACCCCUGGAUUCUCCUGUGGUUACUGCUGGUUCAGUGAAGGUCCCUCAUCACGUUCCCUACCAACUGGGGUUUUCCUUUUCUGGGAGACACUGUAAACAGCACAAGAGAACAAGAAUAAAGCAGUUAUAAGAGCUGA